This is a messenger RNA of Xyrichtys novacula (pearly razorfish), 14453 nucleotides long. The record is from the annotation of a GenBank genome assembly. Lineage: Eukaryota; Metazoa; Chordata; Actinopteri; Labriformes; Labridae.
AUGAUUCAACAUUUUAACAUGUUUGAACAUUGUUUCAGCCCUAGUACAACUCCUGACGAAGGCAGCCUGAAAGAUUUCAACUCUGAUGGAGACCUGGUUCAAAAAGAAAACCCUGUGAGGAGUAAGUAUGAGGUGUAUGAAAUUCUGUGUCAGCUGUUUCUCAUGCUAAGACAUACUCAGUUGAUGUUUUGACAACUUUUUGCCUUCAACUGUCUGUCUUCAGGUACUGCACCUCCCCCACAUGAAAGCUAUGAGUAUCCCAACCUGCCUAUCACAAAAAACAGACAGGAGGUAACCUGUACAAUCUAUCCACCGCAUACAAUCAUGUUGUCCCCCUGAAGUUCUCUGUCUUCAAGUUUUGUUGGUUUCUGGAACUUUCAUCAUGUCCUCAGGACAGAUAUGCACUUAAGCCCUUAGGUUUUGUCUAGGAUGAGUUCUUUAAUGUUGUAGAACAACGGCUGACUUUAAAGUCGGUGAUCUUUUUGUGGCUUGAUAAAGUGGAGUGUGUGCCAGGGUUAUCUUUUUUAAAUAAGUCAUUUAUAAUGCAGAUUCUUAAGUGUCGACUUGAGACAACAAUUCAGCUUUAUACCUCUGUUAAGUAAACCGUUUCAUUAACUAUUCUUGUAUUUUCUUUUUAUUUCAGUAAUAUGAAACAAUUGACCAAAUGGGGUUUCAACAGUACGUGUGUAUCUGCCUGUUUCUGUUUUCUGUGUCUUUGUGUUGGUGUUCCUGCCUCCAGCUGGUUUCUCUGGUGGAGAACAACUCCGUAGUGAUCGUCAAAGGGGCCACAGGCAGUGGCAAAACCACUCAGCUGCCACAGUACAUUUUGGACCAUUACAAUGAGAAGAAUGCCCCAUGCAACAUCGUGGUCACCCAACCACGCAAAAUCGGGGCAAGAAAUGUUGCACAAUGGAUCGCCAAACAGCGAAAGUGUACCUUAGGCAGUCUGGUGGGAUAUCAGGUUAGUGCAACACUUAGAGGCAAGAGGAUUUAAUGAAGGUGUUUCUUUAGAGAUAUAAAAUAAUCAUGAGUGUUAAUUUGACACUGUUUGCUCUCUUACAUAUCUUAUCAUAACAUCUUUCACAUGUUAUCAGAAGUGUUUGUUUGCUUAUUUUCUUCCAGGAUUUCAGGCUAUGUUAUACAGCAGGGGUGGGCAAUUAAUUUUUACGUGGGGCCACAUGAGAAACCUGAACUGUGUCGGAGGGCCGAACCAACAAUAACUUCAACUUCAAAUCGGGGGAUUCACACAUACAGCGAAGCAAACCCAAAUAAGCAACUACUAGUUAAAAACAAGCCCAAAAAAAGCACACUCCGGACUCACGAGUUUUACAAGUGACUUCUUAGAGAAGCAAGCCUGAAGUUGUUUAUAAUAAGCGGACUUGGCAACUAUAAGGCGUCUACGAAUAUUUUGCCAAUGUUUAAACUUGUCUCUGUUCACGAAUGCAGAUCUAGGAUGUACGCACAUGCAUCCAGACGGAAAUAAAACAACGGCUAGGUUUUCAAAAUAAAAGUAAUGCACUUGGAUAGCAUGUUGAUGAUUUGAUUGAUGGACCUCACGGGCAGGGACAUCCAACAGGCCGAAUGUGGCCCUUGGGCUGUAAAAUGCCCAGGUCUGUUUUACAGAGUUUUCAAACAGCUUGUCUAGAAAUGAUCGAUUUCUCUUCUGCUUGGCGCAGCUCUCUGGAGUUAAGAAGGAUCUCACUGAUUGUGAGAGCAGAGAUAAACAGAUACUGUUUUAAGAGAUCAUGUUACUGCUGUUAUUGUUGAAAGAAUUUAUAAGAACUUUGCUCCUUUCUAUUUGGCUGCUCGUUUUUCCCUUUUUCCCUUGUUUUCAUCAUCUUAUCUGUACUUAAGAUAAUGUGUUUUAACUAAACCAAUCAUCUCGCUCUCUAGGUUCUCUCUUACCCACUCACAUACACACACCUCGCCUCUCUUACUGCACACAGCCGCUUGCCCUGAACCGCCUCUGAGUGUUUCUGUCUUUCUGUACGCUUCUGCACUGUUGACUGUCUUUUUCAGCAGUAUUUUUUUGUAUCAAGUCACCCAAAAACAAAUUUCAAUGUUUUCACAUCAGCAGGUGAGUUACUAGAACUAUUUGGCAUAGUAAACUUGUUAAUCAGCAGUGACCAACUGAACCCAAAAAAUGACAGCAUAAGCAUUCACUCAAAACUUUCAGUUUCUUGGAAUACAAUGAAAAUCAAAACAACUUUGGUGUAGUGCUGCACUGAGUAAGCCUGGGCGAUUUGGCAAAAACAAUGAUCAUGACAUAUUUUGUCAUAUCGUCUGAUCUCGAUUAUUAUCACAAUUUUUUUAACAGUUUAUUUUAAAGCAUCUGUACUAAAAACUUAAGAAACUAGAGAUUAGUUCAACAUUUUAUUAACAUACAAAGUAAAUAACAAAGCAAAUUGAAUAAGAUGCACUCAGAAAAAUAUAAAAAAAACAUUUUAACUCAACAGUACAACAAAUGUAGAUAAGUAGUAGAUAAUACAGGGAAUUAGUUUACAGUCCUGUUUUUGCAGGUAUGCAAGACACAAAAUAAACGAAUCGCCCCCUUAGGGAUAAUGAAGACGCCUUAAAAUGUAAACAUUAGAUGAUGUAAACGUAAAUAAUACGAUUAAUCACUGCCUACUUCUGGUGGCUGCACCGCUAGUUGUGGCUAAACUGCUAAUGCUACUCUUACUGUCAGCAGUGGCAGGCUGUACAGACUCCGCUCGCAUUUUCAUGCUCUCCGCAUCAUCGUUUGGGAGGUACUUCUUCAAACGAUUAAACAGAUUUGUUUUGUAGCCAGUUUUUUGAGGGCACUGAUCGCCGACAUACCUUGCUCAUCGGCUUAAUUACCCGACGUCACUUAGGAGAUACCCGAACCACUGCCACGACCAAUAACUUCUCAACAAUAACAUCUUCGGAGAAUGACUCAAAGUCACGGCUGACAACUAUCUUGCUGCCCUCAGCUCCGCGUCUCGCUCCAUGUUCGGUCAUUCUGUUUACUUCUCCUGUUUACUUCUCUCGACUCUGAUUGGCUGUUGUGACGCACAUUUCCUCUAUGUUUGACGGAGUAAAUAUGCUCUCAGCUGAUUGAACUGAAAUUUAUCACGAUCAUCGAUCACGAUCAUAUCAUCGCCCAGUCAUAGCACUGAGCUAAUGCACGUAGAUGAAACGAUUUUCAUUCUGGGAUCUCUUGGUAGAGUAAAACAACAACAAAUAGGUGUAUUCCAGGUCCAUUUUUAGACUCGCACUGCAGAGUUAUGACCUCAUUUCAACUGCUUCAAAAAGUAUUAAAACCAACAAGUUCACAGUACGAGCAGAACAAGGGAAAAGUCCUCCUUUGGAGCAUAAUAAAAAAAAGAAAGCAUUCUGUUCUCAUGAACACAUCUUUGUAUUUUUGUGUUGCAGAUUGCAUUGGAGAAGAUCGCCAGCGAGCAUACCAGACUUACUUACAUGACUACAGGAGUACUUCUGCAGAAACUGGUUUCAGCCAAGUGCCUCACAAUGUUCACCCACAUAUUUGUGGAUGAGGUGCAUUAACAGUGCAGAUUAUGUUUAAUGUACAUGUCUCUGUGAACUAAUACUCGUAAAUUGUUUUUGCUGUGUCAGGUAAUAGUAACAGCGCAGUUCUAUUCAGAUCACCUUGUUUAUCAUUUUGUGCAGGUGCAGUUGUUCAUUGAAAUGUUUGACCCCCACACACACACACACACACAUCUUUUUUUUAGAUUUUGUUGCAGUUUAAUUAGUAUUUGGUGGCUGAGGAAAGGAUAGCUGCUCAGUUUUUGUGUCAUUUCACCCAGUCAGUGAUUCUUGACUUCUCUACUUUUUCCCAGGUCCAUGAGCGCACUGAGGAGAUGGACUUACUCCUGCUGGUUUUGAGAAAACUUCUUGAUUUCAACUCUCGUUUCGUUAAGGUGAUUUAGAGAUAGAUCAACUUCCCCUCUUUUGUCCUUCUCCUGCGUCUAUUGAACUUUUCUUUGUUGAAAUUUUUUUUCAGAUCAUCCUCAUGUCAGCCACCAUUGACUGCAGAGAGUUUGCAGAGUACUUUGGCUCCCCGAUAAGGGGCUGGAUGAUGCCUGCCGCAGUGUUUGAAGUGGAAGGGGUGCCUUACACCAUAGAGGAGUUUUAUUUGGAAGACCUCUACAAAAUGUUUCCACACAGAGUUAAAGAGGAUGCUAUCACAGAUAAACAGGUAUAUCAAUUCAAUUCAACUUUGUCAGCCGUACAUAUCAGUGGAAACUUAUAUAUUUGCCCCACCUUGAUUUAACGUAUAACUUUUUAAAGCUUUUAUCUGCCAGUACCAGUAUUAUGCUGACAGUAUUGCACAUCUCAAACUGUCCAUCUGUAAGUACCCGAUGCCCAUAUGUCCAGUUGUAAUUACCUGCAUUCUGUGUUAUGUGUAUGUUUCUGUUAGGCAGCGCAACAUCAUCCAGGAGAUCUUUCCAUUUCAGUUGAGAUGUACAAUCUUGCUGUCAGACUCGUUCAGAGUCUCGAUGAGAUGGAGGGCAAAGAUUUCCGGUGAGCCUCCUUUCUUUAUCUAUAACAACAGGUGUGCAGAUACAGAUGAAUACAUUUGUGUAUUUUUGCUUGAGUAGAACAGCAGAGCAAGGAGGCAGCAUGACUUCCUCUGAGCGAGGCAGUGUGCUUAUUUUUCUACCUGGUUUGGGUGAAAUAAGCUCCAUGCAGGAAGCCUUGGCCACGCUGGUUCACAGAAGGUGAGAUUUUGAUUGACCUCUUUGUUGCUGUUGGAGUUUUUUCUAUUUUUGGCUGUUUGCUGUGCCUCAUUUCUAGAUACAUCCAUGUUUUUAUCAAUAAUAUUGAUUGACAUCAACAACUCUAAAAGUCACUGCACUUCUCAUUCUGCCCUUUUUUGAAAUGUUUGCUUACAUUAUGAGACAUUUUCUGUUGUUCAGGUUGCUGGUUUAUCGUCUCCACUCCACUGUUCCCCCUGAGGAGCAGAAUGGUGUGUUUCUGCCACCUGUCCCAGGAUACAGGAAGGUAAAACCAUGUACCUUGUUCUUCUUGGCAUUUGUUCCUUCUGUGUGCUUCACUUAUAAUGUUUUCAUCUUAACAGGUCAUCCUGUCCACCAACAUCGCUGAGAGUACAGUGACGGUUCCAGAUGUCAAAUAUGGUGUGAUGUUUUUCCUUUCCUCAGUUGGGCUCCAAGUGUUUCAUUGAUAAACUUAUAAUAUUGAAGGUUACAGAAUCUUUGCUCAUGUUGGUGUAUUCUUUAGUCGUUGACUUCUGCCUGGCCCGUCAAAUGGUCUGUGACCCAGACACCAACUAUCAAUCUCUGCGUCUCACUUGGGCAUCCAAAACCAACUGCAACCAGCGUAAAGGUACAAUACUUCCUGCACUGACAUCAACUUUAGAAAUGUCAGGUUACCUUAAUACACUCUCUGUCAGGCAGGGCAGGUCGAGUGUCUAAGGGCUACUGUUACCGUCUUGUCACCAAAGAGUUCUGGAGGAAGGAAAUCCCAGAGUACAUGAUCCCGCAGAUGCUGGUAAGGAAAUCAACACAAGUCCUGAUCUUUUUAGAAGCUGCUUUGACCCUUAUUUGACAUUCAGUCAUACUGUUUACUUUUCUUCCAAGCUCGCCCCGCUGGCCACCGUCGUGUUAAAGGUGAAGCUGCUGGACAUGGGAGAUCCCCGCUGCCUCCUCUCCACAGCCCUCUCUCCCCCUAGCCUGGGUAACGUAGAGAAGACGGUGCUUCAGCUUAUAGAGGUGAGCAAGAAAAUGCAGAUCGAGUGAGCCAUUGAUUGUCUAGACUGACAGUCAAAAGUGUCUGGUUGUAUUUGUGCGUGUGGCUGACUACACAGCUCUGUCACUAAGUGUUAACCCAGGAGAGCUCUCUUAAAGGAGCUUUAUGUCAGCCAGCGUUAACAUCAACCAGACUGGUAUGAGGAGCAGUGCUGUGUCAUUGUGUAUUUUUCUGGGGAACAAGUGUAUGAUAUUUCUGUUUUUUACUCUUCUUAACAGAAUGUUGUAUAUACCUUUUGAUUUUAUACUGUACUCUUUAAAAGUGCGUUUCAAGUGUGCUCUAGAGCACAAAUGUAGAACAAUUUCCUGGUUGAGCUUGUUGUACAGAGAGACACACAAAGGCAGUCCUUUUUUUGACAGAGGUGACUGUUGAUUACCUUUUAAUGUUCCUAAAUCUAUUCUCAUGCAAAGUGUUUUGGAGCUGAGGGGCCCCACAAGUUUAAACACGGAUAGCACCUCUAUUAAACCCUUGGCUUACUGGCAACCAGCAGACUUGGCGGUGUUUGCAGAUGAGUCGUGACAAUCAGGAAAUUGCUGUAAUGACAAUAGAUGGAUGUUUCUUCCGUAGAUGGGUGCACUGUCUGCCAGAAGCGAUGAAAAGGGCCACAUUGAGGAUGGCAAUCUGACGUUCCUUGGCCGGGUGCAGGCCCACUUACCUGUGGAUCUGUACCUGGGGAAGCUGAUUGUCCUGGGCCAUGCUUUUGGAUGCCUUGAUGAGUGCCUCAUCAUAGGUCAGUUUGUCACUACACCUAAGUUUUUAGGGCCCCUAGCUUAUGUGCACUGGUGGCACUCAUUGUUUAUGUGUUAAUGUGCAUGUAAUACUGUAUAAUUAUUAUUAUUAUUAUUGAAUAUCCCUUCGGGGAUUAAUAAAGUUAUUCUUAUUCUUAUUCUUAUUCUAAUUCUUAUUCGUAAAUCCUCAAAUAAAGGUGCUCCAUCUGUGACCGGGAGCCUAAUAACAACAUUGAGGACACGUUUUCAAAGAAACAAAAACAUACACCUAACAGGAAUGUCUGCUACAGCACAGUCUGUUUGUGGGGGUCGAUCCACAGACAGACCCAGUCUGAUUUUACUCCUGACAGUUAUAAAAAUGAAAAUAGCAAUGUCAACAUUAGAUCAAUAGAUUUAUUAAUGAGUGUAUUAUCCCUGGGUCAUCCAGAGCGAAAAUUACUGGUGUGGGGCUGCGAUGAAUAUAGUGGUUAAAAAUGCCACUCCAGAGGUUUAUUAAACCCUUUGUGGUUUGUGAAUGAAAGUGCCUUUUUGGCUAGUUUUAGCAAAUAGGGCUCUGAUUUUGUACUGAAUACUAAAAAGUUAUUGUUCUCAGAGACAGUGAGAAUUUGAUGUAAAUGGCUGCCACUUACACUGUCCUGCUACACACAAAGGCCUGGUACCGCAGAGAGUUAAAAAAAAUGUAAAACCAGGCUCUUUUUUGAGGAUCACAGCGUGUUUUUGUGAGCUGUUUGAACAAAUAAUAAUAAAACUUUCUCUUAUGCUCAGCUGCCUCUCACUCUGUGAGGAGUUUCUUUGUCACCUCGUUCAUGCUACAGCUUGCUGGAAACAGGUGAGUCACAUCCAGCAGCUACAAUCAUUUGCUGACUAACAGGCUGUCAGUGUAGAUCGAUUUUGUUUCCCUCUGAAGUGACACAACAUAUUUAGGGCAUUUCUAUGAUCAAGUAAUUCAAUGUUGUCAAGACCUUCACUUUUUACCAUUGACUCACUUUUACAUAAAACCUCUUGAGGUUAGUGAAAUGCCAAAAAAUGGAAAACAGAGGCUCAGUCUGGACUGGCUCCAAAAAAUCCCUUCAAAAUGAUUACACACUGUUAAUUAAAAUACUUUUGAAGCAUAACUUGCUAUUCAUGUGCUCUUUCUUCUCGAAAUCUAGAGUCCCUUAUUCAAUAUUUUUGAGUAUAUAUUGGCAAACGGCAUAUUUUAGUUUUCAGGUGGUACCCACGCAGAUGCCCACACAGCCCAGUUUGCAAACCAGGAGGUCUUUUGAUCCACCUACUGUAGAGCAAAUGCAAAUUUUCUCUUGUAUCGUUUUUUUUGUUUGUUUGUUUGUUGGUUUGUUUUGUUUUGGUGUAGUAAGUAAUUUUCUGUGUUCCAGGAGCAAGUUGGCCUUUGCCCGUGGCACAUCAAGUGACUCCUUACUUUGUCUCAACGCCUUCAGGGUAAUGUGUGUAGUGCCAAGCUGGCAGAUCCUUUUCUUGUUACAUGUAUUUACAUAUUUGCCUGAAUUCCUUCUUCUUUAUUGUCUCUUUUCUUUUAGGCAUGGCAAUCUGCAAAAAAGGAAGGAAAGUUUAGACACCCCAAGGUGAACAAAAUCACAACCAAACACAAACAUGAAGAAUAUAAGUUGAGUGUUGUUCUACCAGGUCAAAAACAUAUCUAGUCUGCUGUUUGUAAGUACAGAGCUGAGUCUUGACAUGCUUCAGUAUUCAUCUUAAAUGAUCUUAAACAAGGCUGGCAUUGAAAGAAGUAUAGUUUUACCAAUCUUUUGUGAAUAAAUUAAGCAUUUUAAAACAGGCUUUGUCUCAAAGCUGAAGCUGACAGAGUGGUUGGAGAAGAAAAGUACUUGGUUUGUUUUUUCAUUCCUAGUUAGUUUAUUCAGUUUGUCUGAUCUAAGAAACGGGUUCUUGCAAAUGGCUUUGCUCCUAAGUGCACACUCUUAUCUUCAUUAUUUUGGUUGCUUUCUCCUUAGGAUCAGAUGGACUGGGGAAAGGAGAACUUCAUUCACAUCAAGAGGAUCAGAGAGGUACUGAGAUGAAGCAAUGAGCUGGAUCACAUGACCUCAUCCAGCCCUAUUAAAGGCAUCAGUCUGGUGAACAGCAGGUUUUAAUCCUGCAGUUUGUAGUUUUUCUCACAAAGAAAGGAACGUUUUUUUGUAUUCAGGGCCUUUCCUGAAGUUUUGCACUCAGACUUUCAAUCUUAAGUCUGUAUAAGACUGCAAACUUUCAGUUAAAAAUGUCAUUUUUAGUUUUCUGUAUUUUUUGAGCCUUUGACAGAUUUGAGCUCAUUGAUCGUUAAACUUCUGAGUAUUUAUCAUUCAGUGGUAAGCAUGUCAAAUUGAUAAUUCCAAAUGCUGUGAUUUUUUUUCAAUUGAGGUUCAUCUCCUCUCUGCAUUAACUCACUGUCCAGGUUGAAGAGCUGUAUGAGGAACUGAAGAAGCGAGUGUCUCAGUUCAACAUGCAUGUGCAGGAAAACACACAGCCCUUGGAUUACACCAGCACACACCGACUGAAGUUCAUUCUCCAGGUUAGUCAGCUGUGCAUGUCCUGAAACGUACAUUAUAUGCACAUCUGCACAUGCACAGUAUAUAUCUUCUGAAGAAAACAUCAAAUGCUCCAGGUUUUACUCUGUCCUGUCAUAGGUGGUUAUGGCAGGUGCCCUGUAUCCCAACUACUUUGUCCAGGGAGAGAUUGAUGAUCGACUGGCCUCCAGAGAUAUGUGCGGCUCGAACGCCAGAACAACAGUGAUGGUACAACCCACAGUGUUUGGAGCAAAGCUUUUUUACUGCUUUUAUCCCCACCUCUCUGUUGUGUAAUAACUAUCAGAAGCUUUAUGGGCUGUCUCGAUGGCUUAAGCAUUUCUGACUUGUUUGGUUAAAAGUGUUGAAAUAACUCAAGACCACAUGCUUUGGUUUCAGUUGAGAAAACUCCCUCCGUACAGUUUCCUGUAUUACAAGCAGCUGCAGUCUCUGUUCCGCCAGUGUGGACAGGUCAAAACCAUUUCCUUUGAGUGCUCCAGGUAAAGAGGGUCAUCGGAGCAAGUUAGGCAUUUCUUUUAGUCAUCAAACAUUGAAAUGUGCAUACUCAUAAUUGACUGUGUUUGUUUUCUCAGAGCAUAUGUGGAGUUCCAGAGGACAUCCCGGGACUCAGGGGUGCUACCGGAGGUGUCCCUUGCCCUCCUUAUGGGGAUGCAGAGACCUGGCAUGGAGCUGCGUAUCCACCCCAUCGAGCAAAUAGAAACCUUUGCUAGGAGCAGCGACAAUACAGACUUGAAAUGUGCAUGGUACAGUCCUCUACACACAUCACAAAAAGUUCAGUUCAUUUGACUCAUGUACAGGAUCAUCAAGGCAGGAAAAAUGCAAUUUUUCUCAAUGAUUUUAGGAAUGAAAAGACUGAAAGUGAACUUGUCCAUUAUGUCGGAGCCCUGUUGUCUGUGUGCUGUUGCUAUGCAGGGUGAAGGUUGACGUGCAGAGCCAAACCGCCUCUCUGGUGAGCAGUAUCCUCCUCCCAAAAAAGCUGCCCCCUCACCCCGUCUUUCCUGUCAACGUCACAGAGGUUAGUCCUGUACAGUUGUCUUGGUCUUACAGUGCUCAAUUGCUUCUUUUUUGCCCAAAUAUCUGAUUCUGUCAGCGAUGAAUCCAGUCGUCAUUCUGAGCUCUGCUGUAGGUGUUUGAGGUGGGAAAAUUCUGGGGCUUCAUGGCAGAUGAAGCGAGCUUGCAGAAGCAGCGCAGUCUGACAGAAGAGAUAAACAGGCGUACGCUGCAUCCUGUAACGGUGUCUCUCUACCCAAACCUGCUGUGCCUGGCUCCUUACUCUGAAGAUGAAUCGCUGGGCUCGUACUACCGGGCCAAGAUCCUGCACAUUGGUGGAAACAAAGUGGAGGUAAACCACGCAAACAAACUGCAAGUCUCUGAUAAAGAUUAAGUGAACCCAGUUCUGUUACUUUUUUCCACAAUUCUCUCUGCAUGUUACUUUUUCUUUGUACAUUUAUUGUAGUAGCAACUUAUACUAGCGAAAUAAUAAAUCUUAUUCAACUUCUUUUUCAAAGACUUAUUUUUUAAGUUUUAUUUAUUUUAUUUCAAAGGGUAGAAUUGAACCCUCGCCGCCUGCAUGUGUGGGGCACUUAGACCACUAGACUUUUUGCGUGCAAUUGUUUGUCAGUGUGGUUAAUUUGUUAGGGAAUGUUUCCUAUUUUGAUUUCAGACUUAUAAAAUGUUGACAUGGUGUUAUAGCUGGUAUAACAGACUGACCUCAGAUUAAGAUAAUUGAGUUUAACUCCUACACAACAUUAGCAAAAGUUAAAGUAAUCCAAAAGAACCAAGCAAGGGAAAGCUCUACAAAAGACACAAGUAAAAACAAUCAUUGAGCAACACCCACGACACACAAUCUGAUGUAAUUGAGAAUUUGCCCUCAUUGUUGAACAUUACAUGCUGCUGCUUUGCCACUUAAAGCGUAUUGGGAUACCUUGCAAUGCAGACAAGUAUGCUAGUGCCACUUUACAGCAGCAUUUCUUCCUCAUUUGGUCAUAAUCAUGCAUUUAAGAAAACGGUGUUAUACUGUUGAGAAAAUAAAACAUCUGUUUUGUGCUGGUUUGCUUGAAAACACACCUUCACUUAUCUCAAGUGAGUGUUGGAGGUGUAAAGUGCAUCUCAAGGCCAAUAGGUUGUUGUGACCUGUACCUCACAUCUAUCAAAGUUACAGUUUUGAGUUUAGGGAUGUCGCUUCAUGCUUAGGAUAUGUUGUCUUCUUUCAGGUGCUCUUCUUGGACUUUGGCAACACGGAAGUUGUUGACCUCAGCAGCCUCAGGGAAAUCCCCUCUGACCUCCUGAACCACCCAUUUCAGGUAGUAAACACUUUGAGUGACUCUUGUUGUACAUCAUGCACACGUAUCUUCUCAAAUGUUCAAGCUGUAACAGAUCAACACUCUGCUCAUGGUCUUAGGCCCAGGAGUUCAAGGUUGCUGAAAUGCGCCCCUCAGCCCAGUCCAUCAUCCUGGGAAACCAGUGGAGCAGCAGCGCCCGCAGCCGUUUCUACUCGCUGGUGUCGGGCCAAACACUCUUGGUGAAGCUGUACUCCAUACUCCAUGAUGUCAUGCACGUGCAGCUGCUCAUCAACACAGAAACAACAGACACCACUGUGCUGGACAUCAUGGUGGAAGAGGGGCAUGCUGUGAAAGCCGAAGAGAGCUUUGAUUCCGAGGUGAUACAGCAGACCUGCUCGGGUUUACUACGCAACGAUAAUAUCAAAGGCCAUACUUGAAUUACUCACUUCAGCUGUGUUUUAUGGUGAACAAAUAUGAUGUUUUGUAUGUUGCACUCAGAUUUUCAUGUGGUGUGUGUCCAUUAUGUUGCCCGCACAAUGACCCAGCUAAAUGAAUGUACACUACUGGUAAUGUCCAGCAGAUGGCGUGGUGAGGCGGGGAAGUUACCUGCAUUGCUUGGUCUGAUUGCAAUCGGGGCAUGAAUCUUACAGAUGUUUGAGCAUUUUGGGGUCCAAACAGACUCUUAACUGUUUUCUACAUAAACCUUCGAUUAAAAAAAAAAUAUAUAUAUAUAUUUUACUGUCCUACAAAUCCAUACCAGUGCUGUAUGCACAUUUUAGAUAAUGUCUUUUUUAUUGCAUGCCCUUGCAGAUGGACCAUGAGAGACUGAUGAAUGUGUACAGCCAAAUGGAACGAGGGACUUAUACCCCCAAUUAUGCCGGCAGCUCCUGGAUGGAACGCAUGAAGAAGGAGCAGGAACUUAUUGACCGUCUGCUUGAUCACUUUUCCGAGAGUCCCCGUGCCUGUUUUGGACCAAAGGCAAGAUACCCUUCAGUUCACGAAACAGUUUUGUAUUUUAUUCACACUGAAAUCCUAACAAGUUUUUAAAAAAUUCCCAGGGAGAAAACACUAAAAGGGAAUCCGUUUCAGGAGUGUUUUUAAAAAGGAACAGACUUAUGAGUAUCUGAGUUGGUAUCAGGUGGAUAGUGUCAUCAAGUUUGCACUCUUUGUUGCUCUGAGUUUGCCCAGGAGAGGGUGCUAUUUCAGUAGCUCACUUCAUGUGGUUUUUUGUUCAUUUAAAGACACACCCAUUCUGUCUGACUAGCACAACAAUGACGACAGGGUGAAUUAAGCUGACUGACGCACACAAAGACGUCAUGUAUCUGACUACAGCCUUCUUUAUAACACAACAGGUUCAUCUGCAUGGACCCAGCAGUCCAAAUAAAACCUUCUUCCACUGCUUGGGCAAGAGGACUCUCCACGGGUAAAUGUCACGUACUUGAAGUACAAAAUGAACUCGCAGGUUGUUCCCUUUUGCUUAUGAGUGUCCUCUCACAGUCAAGUGUGGAUCGAUAGGACCAGCAUCAACUCCUUGGCCGUGAAUGAAAACCCUCACUACAAACAUCAGAGGAUGCUGGUGGCUGGGACUGUGUCGGUCAACUCCUCAGGUACCAGAUAACUCAACUCCCUAUGAAUUCAAACUUGUGGGCUUUGAUCUAAUGCUUUAAAACUGCACUAAUCAAGAUUUUUGGUAUAAACAUAAAAUACUGACUGUAUGGAUUGAAAGUAUCUGCAUUAUCCAUCGAACACACGAAUUAUCACCGAACUCUUCAGUGUCCCUGAUCCUUAAAGAGCCUUUUAGUUUUUUAGCUCAUUGUUUUGUUUGUAAAUUUUACUUUUAAUGCUCCAUCUGUUUUUCCCAAAAUCUGUGAUACAACCAGCUCUGAAUGUAACAUUUUUGGCUGACAAAGCCUGGAAAAUGUUGUUGCUUCUUUAAAGUGCAUCCCUUGUCAGUGUUUAUUUGUCAACAUCAGUUAUUGCAGUAUUAGAAAUUUUGGUUCUGUUGCAGGGACACAAAUCUUACUGAAAGAUACCUCCAUCAUGCCAGACAUCCCCGGACUCCCUGCGCUUCUCACCAUGCUCUUCACCCCUGUAAUGGAGCUAUGGUAAGCAGACUUAGAACAUUACAACCCAAAGAAAGUAAAAAAAAAAAAAAAAAGACUGCAGCAUUUUUUACUCCCCAUUUUCAUAGCACUAAUGAAGAAGGGACCUGCUACAUCGGCGCCCUCUGUGGCUUGGGCUGGAACAGCCAAACACAGAAGGGCAUCCUACCUGAGAAUGACAUUGAGCUCGCCUUCGAUGUCAGGUUUGAUGCUGAAGAUAUCAUCCAGGUAAGUCAUCACCAGGACGACUCCAGUGCAUUAAACUGUUUUACAAGUUAUAUGUCACCACAAGAAAUGAUAUGUUUUUUAAGCUUUACAGCUCUCUGAUGUUUUUCUGAAAGCAAAAAUAAUCCGUAAAGGACAACAAGCACAGAGUAAAAACUAACAUCAACACCAGAUUUUGAUCAAGCUGUACUUUGUGGUACUGGCUCUGGCAUUUUAAUGAUCAGCAUGUUUUACUGCAGGGCUCUCACAUCAUGAAUCACUCUCUUUUUGUAUUACUGAUUGGUUAUUAAUUUCUUUGGCUCUCUUUAGAUCAACGCCUUGCGAGCGGCUGUGAACCGUCUGGUGUGUGAAGGUGUCAACGGCACUCUACAUCUGGGGCCCAACAAGAUCGCCCAGCUGCAGGAGGACUGCCAGGACCACCUCAUCGGGUAGCAAACACAGAGCCACUGAAAACAGUCAUUAACAGUAUGAAUAAGAAAUGUUCAGUAUGUUUUUAUUAUGCCUUUCAGACUUUUCACCAAGUCUCCACCCAGAGAAGCUGUCACCCCUAUGGAGAAACACCUGAUGUGGAAUCAGGUAUACACACAAUAGGGCUCCUUUUUCUGUACUGUAGAUUGUCGCUUUUGUUGCUCGUUAUUCCCGCCCAUUGUUUGAUGAGUACAUUUAAACCAAGUUUAAAAGAAACUCUCUCUCUGUGUGCUUGCGUGCGUGCGUGCGUGUGUGUUGAACCAGCUGGUGGAUCCUGCUCUGGAGGAGCUCAAUGUUGAGCCUGGAAGCACAGGGACCAGAGAUGUUCUCUUCCAGCUACAUCCUUUUACCCCCCUCAACAGCUAA